Ceratina calcarata is the source of this 1431-nucleotide messenger RNA. Its product is annotated as transmembrane protein 45B. The coding region runs from base 215 to 976 and encodes 253 amino acids. NCBI's taxonomy places the organism in Eukaryota, Metazoa, Arthropoda, Insecta, Hymenoptera, Apidae. The transcript has 2 exons. The record is from RefSeq and is a predicted model, not a curated record.
UAAGUUAGUCUAUUAAAAUCAUUGGCCUUUUUUGCUGGUACGUGUUACUACGCUGACAUUUGAUAUCUAGGAACAAUCCAGGGGGUAGUCUCAUAUGAUUAAGGAUUAAAUUAAGUAUACGUAUCGAUAUAUUAUAAUAUCUGUACUCCUUACGGAUUUUAUGUAAUUUACAUACUACUGUUAAGGGAUAAAAAGUCAAUUUCUCAUAUACCUCAUGGAUAACAACUUGCCUCGAAUUCUGAUUGGAUUAAUAUUUUAUGCCUUUGGUAUAAAAUGGUGUUAUGAAUAUGCCAAGUAUUGGGUAUCACUGAGACCCAGAGAUAAUUCGCAUGUCACGAAAGGACUAAGACUCAUAGAAAAAUGUCAGAAACUUAUAAGUGGGCAUCCUGUGGAAGGUAGCUUAAAACUGAUAGCUACUGCUGUAGGAUUAGCGGGUACUGUGACCGGUGGUCUGGAAGAAGCGGGAGCCGUUUCUCCCAAAGUUGUGCUUGCUACAAUCUAUUUGUUCUUUGCAUUCUCUGGUCUAGUCGAUGUUCUCAAUUUUUAUUUCCCUCAUAAUGUAAGUGAAGGAUUAGUGAAAUUAGCUCUUGCUCAAAGUUUCUUCAUAGAAGGCUUUCUUUUCUCAUGGGGCAGUAUCGGAAGCAAUGCAUUGGUCGAUAGAAUUUUGACUUUCAUAGUAUGGACAACAUCUAUGGUUAUUAUUUUAGAACUUGUGUGGCCAGAACUGAAACUUUUAAGGGCAUGUAUGACCCUGCUCCAUGGUGGUUGGAUAGCACACGUUGUACGUGUAUACCACACAAUGCCAAUACUUCCAGAAGGUGUUGCUCUCAUAUUUUCUUGGCAUGUCGCUGCUGCUUCAGCAGUAACAUUGUGCAUAGUAGUAGCAACAAGAAGUUGUGCCCCUAAACUCAUAAUAGAAGAGCCACCAGAGAUACCUAUUUAUGAUUAUUGCCAGGAGCCAGACCAGAGAAUGUAGAAUCUCUCAGAUAGAUGUAGUAUAAUUUUGUGCCAAUAUAAAACUUCCAUAAUGUGCGCAAAAGUAAUAUUUUUAGAGUAGUAUACUUGUAGUGCUGUAGCAAUAAUCAAACGAACCAAUUGCAAUAUUGCACACAGUAUUAGUAUUUUUUUACUUAAUAUUUAUGACUUCAUUUUAAAUAACAGAACGAACGACUCUAUUUUUGAAUACUUUUAUACCAAUGCAAUACGUAGCAUAAAUUUUGUAAUACCUUCCUAUUGUAGGAACAUAAAAUACUCAUUAGGAAUUGAGAGGUGCCUUAUUAUUAUCGUUGCUCACUUAUUUAUUGAUAAGAAAAUGCGUCAUUUCGUCUUUUGUAAUACGUUUUUCAAUUUAACCACGAACGAAAUAUAUUGUACACGCCAAAUAUUCAUCUAAUCAUACAUUGUAAAUAAACCAUUUCAUUGACUUGAUAA